AUGCGCAAACCAUACAGAUUUUACAGUCUUAAUCGACCGUCAUGGAACAAAUACAACUUGUAUAACCUAUACCGAAAUGCUGGGCGUGAACCCCAAAUUCGAGGCACACCGACUUUCUUCCAGCAGAAGUGGGCAGCCAAAUCGAAAACCCGAGCCUACCACGGCGAGCAUAUUCCCGAGAAGAAAUGGGUGCGCCUAUUCUCUCGCCGGCUUCUUUCAGCCGUAGACUUGCCGCCGGAGUACUUAGCUGCUCAUGAUGGCUCUGAACAAGCUGCCGGUCGCGGUUCCGGCCUCACAACGUCCAAUAUCACAGCAGAGUCGUUUUCCAAAGUCCCCAAGCCGAGCACAUACGAGCGAUCAAGGCGGAGACCUCCUCCGUUUGGCGAUGUGAACAAAUUGCUAUCUGAUCAGUUCACAGGCAUGACGCCUUACAUGCAGAUGACAUUUGCGCCGCUGGAGCGAAGAUUGGAUACCGCAGUCUUCCGAGCGUUGUUUGCUAGCAGCGUGCGCCAGGCCCGCCAAUUCGUCAUUCAUGGUGCUGUCAAGGUCAACGGCAAGAAAAUGAUCCAUCCAUCAUAUCAGCUGAACCCAGGCGACAUGUUCCAAGUAGACAUUGACAAGGUCAUGUACGGCACUGGACAGCAAAAGGCUACGCAGGGAAACAAGAGACUGGCGGAGAACCUGAAUUCGAGAAAGCAGAAAGCCGAUGCAUUUUACCAAGCAGCUAUUGACAAGGCUGCCGCCAAUGCUCGUACGGUUGCUUCAACAAGCGAAGCCGCGGCCGAAGCGGAGAAGCCCGAGGCCGAGGCCGUGUCAGCGGAGGAGUCGGUUGAGGAUCAGCCUGAGAGUGCGGGGGAAUCAGUCUCUGGACCAGGACUCGAAUCCCUUACCCCUGAGGAGAGUUGGAGACUUAAUAACCGAGCUCUCAAGUUUCUCCUGAAAGAUGUCAAGAAGAUUCUCAAGAACAACCCUAAGGACCUCUCUGCGAAGGAAAAGAAGCAGCUGCGCUUAUUCCGAGCCGAUGCAAAGCGCUUUCUAUCGCAGCCCGAAGAUAGUGCCCUGGAUGUGCAGGAGCUCAUUGAGGAGCUCCAGCUGCAAAUGAAGAGCCACGAACUCAUGCGUGAAAGCUUCGAAAAGCUCACCAUUGCUCCUGUGUCGCCCGACGCAACGGCUGAGACGCCCGCCGCCGAAGCCUCUGGCCAGCAAACCGAGUACAACCGACAGCGUCAAGUUGACAAGGGUCUCGAUGGUCUCAGUGAAGAGCAGAAGGAGAAAGCCGUUCGCAUCAUGGGCGAAUCUCAGCUCUCCCGUGAAGAAAUGCGAAAACUUGCCCGACUACUCCAGUACGACGAAGAGAACCCCAUUGAUGACAGCAAGCCAUACGCCACGCCAUGGCGACCACGACCCUUCAUGUCCGCGUUUGCAUUCAUCCCCCGCUACCUCGAAGUUAAUCCUAACAUUUGCGCCGCCGUGUAUCUCCGUCACCCCGUGGCAAGAAAAGGCAUGGGCGAGGUCCCUACGCCAUUCAGCUAUCUCACGAAUCAAUUGACGCACAACUGGUACCUGGAGCGUGGCUAA
This is a messenger RNA of Metarhizium brunneum ARSEF 3297, 1578 nucleotides long. NCBI's taxonomy places the organism in Eukaryota, Fungi, Ascomycota, Sordariomycetes, Hypocreales, Clavicipitaceae. The record is from RefSeq and is a predicted model, not a curated record.